Messenger RNA from Rhagoletis zephyria (snowberry fruit fly), 1789 nucleotides. It is a transcript of the gene shd, whose product is annotated as cytochrome P450 family 24 subfamily A member shade. Lineage: Eukaryota; Metazoa; Arthropoda; Insecta; Diptera; Tephritidae. Gene Ontology annotation, molecular function: monooxygenase activity; oxidoreductase activity, acting on paired donors, with incorporation or reduction of molecular oxygen; iron ion binding. The record is from RefSeq and is a predicted model, not a curated record.
CUCCCAUGGUUAUGGCCGUGAUUCUAUUGAUCGCAAUCGCUAUACUUUUGGCUUUCUAUUGCAACUUCGAUUUGGGCAAAGCAGCCACCGCCUAUUUGAAGCCGCUGCUAACACGCUGCCGCGCUGGACGAAAUGGUAAGCUAGUCGCCGCCAUCAGUUCGACGAUAGCAUCAGACGAUUAUUAUCAUGCAAAGGAAAUUCCACGACCACGCGGAGUCUGGGAUAUACCAGGGCCGUUGCCAAUACCCUUCCUUGGCACGAAAUGGGUAUUUUGGGUAUUCUUUCGCAAGUAUAAAAUGUCGCUGAUGCAUGAAAUGUAUACGGAUUGGCACCGCAAAUAUGGGCAAAUCGCUUUGGAAGUGACGACCUCUGGCGUACCCAUAGUGCAUUUGUUCGAACGCACUGACCUGGAAAAAGUGCUGAAAUAUCCAAGCCGUUACCCCUUCCGGCCGCCCACUGAAAUUGUCGUUAUGUAUCGAUUAUCGCGACCUGAUCGAUAUUCCAGUUUGGGCAUUGUGAAUGAGCAGGGCCCCACUUGGCAGAAGUUACGCUCUUCGCUCACCUCUUACAUAACAUCGCCCCGCGUACUCUACAACUUCCUGCCCGUGCUGAAUGUCGUCUGCGAUGACUUCAUUGAACUGUUGCGGCAUCAACGCAAUCCACAAACGCUUGAAGUAUAUAACUUUGAAGACAUUGCCAAUCUAAUGGGCCUGGAAGCGGUUUGUACGCUCAUGCUCGGCCGACGCAUGGGCUUCCUGGACAAAAGUGGCCAGCAGCCGGGGCGUAUCAGCCAGCUGGCGUGCGCGGUGAAGCAGCUGUUCAUAUCACAACGCGACUCCUACUACGGCAUGGGAUUGUGGAAGUAUCUGCCAACGAAAACAUAUCGAGAUUUUGUGCGCGCCGAGGAGGUGAUCUAUGAUGUUAUUUCCGAGAUGGUUGAAAUGGCACUGCAAGAGGACUACCUCACCUCGGCGAGCGAUGAGAGCGAGGCGGCUUUGCGUAGUAUAUUCUUGAAUAUACUGGAGCUGAAGGAUCUAGAUAUACGUGAUAAGAAAUCGGCGAUUGUCGACUUCAUAGCGGCGGGCAUUGAAACGCUUGCCAAUACGGUGCUCUUUGUACUCAGCUCAGUGACCAGCGAUGAGCGGGUAAUUACGCGCAUACUGGACGAUUUUCGUGAAUAUCGUAAAACGACUAUAACGAAGGAGGCCAUUGCCAAGGCGGACUACACCAAAGCAUGCGUGCAGGAGUCGUAUCGCAUUAGGCCGACAGCGUUCUGCUUGGCGCGCAUACUCGAGGAGAAUAUGGAGCUGUCGGGCUAUCAUCUCAAAGCGGGCACGGUGGUGCUUUGCCAAAAUAUGAUUGCCUGCAACAAUGAUGCCAAUUUUCCAAAUGCCAAAGAAUAUCGGCCUGAACGUUGGCUAGAUGAGGAGGCUCACUUUACGGUUAAUGUACCGAAUGCGUGUAUUGUAGUGCCCUUUGGUAUCGGGAAGCGUACAUGUCCGGGCAAACGGUUUGUCGAAAUGGAAGUGAUGCUGCUAUUGGCUAAGCUGAUACUCGCUUUCGACAUCAAAUUUAAAGAGCCACUGCAAACAGAAUUUGAAUUUUUGCUUGCGCCUAAAACGCCGCUAACCUUAAUUAUGCGAGAUCGCGUCUAUUGAGUGAGCGACCACACACACACAUAUACUGCCAACUACAAACACCGCGGUGUUUGAUUUGAGUGAGUCACACUGGUUCUAAGCCGGCCCGCCACAGUGCAGCUUUGUGAAUUAAUUGUAAAUUAUUAAAAAAA